Molecule: messenger RNA, 1729 nt
Organism: Mercenaria mercenaria
Lineage: Eukaryota; Metazoa; Mollusca; Bivalvia; Venerida; Veneridae
Product: glutamyl-tRNA(Gln) amidotransferase subunit A, mitochondrial-like
Biological process (GO): mitochondrial translation; glutaminyl-tRNAGln biosynthesis via transamidation
Cellular component (GO): mitochondrion; glutamyl-tRNA(Gln) amidotransferase complex
Molecular function (GO): glutaminyl-tRNA synthase (glutamine-hydrolyzing) activity
Source: RefSeq, a predicted model, not a curated record
GUAUUAUCAGUGAAUAUGGUAUUUGUUGAGGAAAAGGCUCUACAGCAGGUAAAGCAAGGCAAGUUGUCUGCUAAAGAGCUGUGUGAAAAAUGCAUCCAGAGAGCAUCAAAAGUUCGAGAACUCAAUGCUUUUAUAACUGAGACCCCAGAGGUGGCCAGACAACAGUUGCUAUCUGUCCAGAAAGGGUCUACAGUCUUGAAUGGUAUACCAGUUGCAGUGAAAGACAAUUUUUGUACAAAAGAUAUCCGCACAACCUGUGCCUCUCAUAUGCUGCAGAACUAUAUACCACCUUACAAUGCGACAGUGGUCCAGCGUCUAUAUGACCAGGGUGCUGUACUUGUUGGAAAAACAAAUUUAGAUGAAUAUUCUAUGGGUUGUGGAGCCAUAGACAGUAUCUACGGACCAGUGCGUAACCCUUGGAAGUAUUCAUUCAGUUCACAAGUUCAGGAGAGUGAAAACACCGUAUCGUCUGGUUCACAAACUGAAAAAGUUAGACAAGGAACAAGGACUAUUCAUACAUCUUGUGUUAACAGCAGGGUACCGGAACCAAGAGCUGAAAAUUGUAAGGAGGAUUCUGAUUGGUUCAUUUCUGGAGGAAGUUCGGGUGGCAGUGCUGUUGCUGUGGCAACUGGUUCCUGUUUUGGAGCACUAGGAUCAGAUACAGGAGGUUCAACUCGUAAUCCCGCCUCGUACUGUGGUGUGGUAGGUUUGAAACCAACAUACGGACUGGUGUCUAGAUACGGUCUUAUACCUCUUGUCAAUUCACUAGAUGUUCCAGGGAUACUGACAAAAACUGUGGAUGAUGCAACAAUAAUAUUGAACAGUUUAGCUGGCCAUGAUAAUAAUGAUUCUACAACUGUAACUGAUGACUUUGUUCCCUCUUAUCUUGAGGAAACACCAUCUGUAAAAGGGCUGCAUGUUGGAAUACCAAAGGAAUAUAAUGCCCCAGGUUUAAGUGAUGAGGUAAAAUCAGCAUGGAGUGGGGUAGCAGAUAUGUUGGAGAAUGCGGGGGCACAUGUUACACAGGUGUCCAUGCCAUAUACACAGUACUCAAUCACCACUUACAGCAUACUCUGUGCUUGUGAGGUUGCCUCGAAUAUGGCAAGAUAUGAUGGCAUUGAAUUUGGACACAGAGCAGAAAAUGAUGUAUCUACAGAGGCUUUAUAUGCUCAAAGCAGACAUGAAGGCUUCAAUGAUGUUGUCAGAGGAAGAAUAUUUGCUGGGAACUACUUUUUACUCAGAGAAAACUAUGAGCGAUAUUUCAAGAAGGCGCUUAGAGUGAGGAGACUAAUUAGCAAUGAUUUUGUUAAUGUGUAUAACACUGGGAUUGACGUGUUGUUGACUCCAACGACCUUAACAGUGGCGCCCUCUUACAGCUGGUUUUCCAAGGCAGAUAAUCGCACACGUACUGCAGAACAAGAUCUGUUUACACAGCCUAUAAAUAUGGCAGGUGUUCCUGCUGUCUCAGUACCAGUGAAAGUGUCAUCUUCCGGGCUACCAGUCAGUUUACAAAUCAUAGGACAGAAGUUUCAAGACCAUAAAAUGUUGAAUGCUGCCAAAUGGAUAGAACAGAAUGUCAACUUCAAAAGACUUAAUCUAGACUUUUUGGAUAGCUCUUGAUGUUAAAUGUUAAAACUGUUUUGUUAUGGAGAGGAAUUACAGUCCUGAAUGAAUUCAUGUGAUGUCUAUUAUGUUAAACUUCGCGAGAAAGAAUAAAAGUUGCUUUGUU